Mya arenaria is the source of this 722-nucleotide messenger RNA. RefSeq lists its product as uncharacterized. Gene Ontology annotation, cellular component: nucleus. NCBI's taxonomy places the organism in Eukaryota, Metazoa, Mollusca, Bivalvia, Myida, Myidae. The record is from RefSeq and is a predicted model, not a curated record. Bases 21 to 722 code for a protein of 233 amino acids. Gene Ontology annotation, biological process: protein import into nucleus. The transcript has 6 exons.
AUCAGUGCUUAGAAUGAUUAAUGUUGACAAUGCCAGGAAGUUUAUUUGAUUACCCCUCAAAUAUGAUGUGCUGCUUGUAUCGGAGCGCUAUGAUUACAGCCAAGAUAUGCAUCAAGCCAGUGUACACAGGUAUGAGCAGUGAAAGGGUGCAGAGGUCCCACCGUGACCUGUACAAGGCCAGGACACCCCCAUGGAAGGAGACAUACAGGAAGCGUUGCCUGGAGCGUCUGCGUGAGAGCCGCGGGAAGCUACAAGACCGGUUUCGUAAGCUGCCAGCCAUGAAGGACAACGAUAUUUUCAUCGAGGAUCUCAUGCGCCAGGAGUGGGAAUGCAUGCGACGUGAACGUGCAGACACACAACUCGACAUAGAGAGUGGUGCUGGACUGGAGGGGACAGAUAUCAACCAGGUGCUGGACAUGUUUGAGGACAUCCAAGCAGAACUCCGACACGAAGCUGAAAUUUUCGUCCAACACUGUGGACAUCAUCAGAGCAACUGGCCUGACUAUCGCUCACUCGCAGCUCUGACACUCGGGACUUCCGAGACUGAGGGGGCAGUUAUGAACCGGGACGAGGGGGCCUUCCUUUCUGGGAUUUACAACCCACUUUUCGCCGGAUUACGGAAAUUCGGCGGGAAGUCCCGAGUGUCAGAGCUGCGAGUGAGCGAUAGUCAGGCCAGUUGCUCUGAUGAUGUCCACAGUGUUGGACGAAAAUUUCAGCUUUAA